This is a messenger RNA of Helianthus annuus (common sunflower), 1151 nucleotides long. Its product is annotated as NAP1-related protein 1. NCBI's taxonomy places the organism in Eukaryota, Viridiplantae, Streptophyta, Magnoliopsida, Asterales, Asteraceae. The record is from RefSeq and is a predicted model, not a curated record. Bases 177 to 932 code for a protein of 251 amino acids. Gene Ontology annotation, cellular component: chromatin; nucleus. Gene Ontology annotation, molecular function: chromatin binding; histone binding. The transcript is spliced from 10 exons. Gene Ontology annotation, biological process: nucleosome assembly.
AAAACCGUGGAGUUAUUGCCAACAAAACCCUAAUUCUUUUGUUUUCACAUACUCCCCAAACCCUAAAACAACACAAACCCAUUGCCUACCUUCCCCUUUCGUCUUUCAACCCUUGUUUUCCCAACAAGAACUAGAAACAACCUGUCGAUUUCUUCAUAUCAAUUUAGGGUUUCAAAAUGGUAGCCGAUAAGGGUAAGAAACCCAAAGUUGGAGACAAAAACGACCAGGAGAACGAUGAGCAAAUCGACGGCGAACUUGUUCUUACCAUCGAAAAGUUGCAGGAGAUCCAAGAUGAGCUCGAAAAGAUCAAUGAGAAGGCAAGUGAUGAGGUGUUGGAAGUGGAGCAGAAGUAUAACGAGGUUAGGAAGCCGGUUUACGAUAAAAGGAGUGAUAUCAUCAAAUCGAUUCCGGAUUUCUGGCUGACCGCCUUCUUGAGUCACCCUGUCCUUUCCGAUCUGCUCAAUGAAGAAGACCAAAAGAUCUUCAAGCAUUUAACCUCUAUUGAAGUAGAAGAUUUUAAAGAUAUGAAGUCUGGUUAUUCGAUCUCGUUUAACUUCAGUCCGAACCCGUAUUUUGAGGACACAAAGCUCACCAAGACUUUCACCUUCCUUGAUGAAGGAACCACAAAAAUUACUUCUACACCUAUUAAGUGGAAAGAGGGGAUGGGUGUUCCCAAUGGAGUUGCACAUGAGAAAAAUGGAAAUAAGAGGCCCCAUGAGGAGGACAGUUUUUUUGGCUGGUUCAGCGAAACCCAACAGAAAGAAGAAAUGGAGGAAAUUCAUGAUGAGGUUGCUGAAAUAAUCAAGGAGGACUUGUGGACUAAUCCGUUAACAUAUUUCAACAAUGAUGCUGACGAGGAAGAGUUUGAAGGUGAUGAAGAGGAGAAUGGCUCAGAAGACGAUGACGAAGAAGAUGAACAAGAGGAUGAAUGAGUUGGUGUAAAGUGGUUCGAAAAAUUCGCAGAAGGUAUCAGCUUUAGGGGUAUGUCGGCUAUCACUAAAAGGAUCGGUUCAUUGGUUUAUAGUUAGUUUACUGUGUUUCCUUUUUUUCCUUUCUACCCGAACUGCAAUUUGGAGUGUUUUAGGGAUGAAACGACUUUAUAAAGUAGCGGUCUUGGGUUAUUUAUUUAGAGCUCAUGUGCUUGUUUCUCA